Molecule: messenger RNA, 1485 nt
Organism: Phragmites australis (common reed)
Lineage: Eukaryota; Viridiplantae; Streptophyta; Magnoliopsida; Poales; Poaceae
Product: aspartyl protease AED3-like
Exons: 1
Coding region: 34-1338 (434 amino acids)
Biological process (GO): proteolysis
Molecular function (GO): aspartic-type endopeptidase activity
Source: RefSeq, a predicted model, not a curated record
AUCCUUCCUCAAACUUGCUGGGAGCAAGCAACAAUGUCACCGCUUAGCCUUUUAGUCCUCGUCCUCUUGUCAAACUUCUGGGCCGCUGCCACUGCUGUGCGCAGCUCGACACUGCACCUGGCACGCUCUCACUCUGUGUCGCCCGACGUCGGGGCACCAAUCACAACUUGGGCGGCCUCUCUCGCUGCCCAGUCGGCAGCCGACGCAGCACGCGUGACCAUGCUCGCCGCGGGGCCUGCUCAUGCCAAGAAAGGCCACUCGUUCGUGCCGAUCGCGCCGGGCUGGCAGAUCCUCAACAUCCCCAACUACGUCGCCCGCGCGCGCCUUGGCACGCCGGCGCAGACGCUCCUCGUCGCCAUCGACCCCAGCAACGACGCCGCGUGGGUGCCAUGCAGCGCCUGCACGGGUUGUGCCUCGGGGCCGUCCUUCUCCCCGACGCAAUCAGCCACGUACCUCCCGGUGAGCUGCGGCUCGCCGCAGUGCUCGCAGGUGCCCAGCCCUUCGUGCCCCGGCGGGGCGGGCUCGUCGUGCGCUUUUAACCUUACGUACGCGGCGUCCACGUUCCAAGCGUUGCUCGGACAGGACUCCCUUGCCCUCGAGAACGACGCCAUCGCGUCGUACACUUUUGGGUGCCUCCAUGUUAUCACGGGCACCUCCCUGCCGCCGCAGGGGCUCAUCGGCUUCGGCCGCGGGCCCCUAUCCUUCUUGUCACAGACCAAGGACGUGUACGGCUCCGUCUUCUCCUACUGCCUUCCAAACUACAAGUCCUCCAACUUCUCGGGCACUCUCAAGCUAGGUCCCAUUGGGCAACCUAAGAAGAUCAAGACGACGCCAUUGCUUUACAACCCUCGACGCCCCUCCCUCUACUACGUCAACAUGGUCGGCAUCCGUGUUGGCGGCAAGCCCGUGCCGGUGCCGGCAUCAGCUCUUGCGUUCGACCUGGUGAGUGGCAGUGGGACCAUCAUUGACGCCGGGACAAUGUUCACGCGGCUGUCUGCCCCGGUGUACACCGCCGUGCGCGACGCGUUCCGGCGCAGGGUGCGGGCGCCGGUGGCGGGGCCGCUCGGCGGGUUCGACACGUGCUACAACGUCACGAUCACGGUGCCGACCAUCACGUUCGCGUUCGCCGGACCGGUCACCGUGACGCUGCCCGAAGAGAACGUGAUGAUCCACAGCUCGUCGGGAGGCAUCGCGUGCCUGGCGAUGGCGGCGGGGCCGCCGGACGGCGUGAACGCGGCGCUCAACGUGCUGGCCAGCAUGCAGCAGCAGAACCACCGCGUGCUGUUCGACGUCGCCAACUCCCGCGUCGGAUUCUCGCGCGAACUCUGCACGGCCUGAAUCGACGGAACGCGUGAAUAUCUGAUGUGUGCUAAAGUGUUUGGUUGUCGUGCACCGUCACCGUGUGUUUGCAGAUGCUUGGUUCAUUGCAUGGAACGUUGUUAGUGUAACGUGGUUAUCGACCUGAUGAAGCAUAAAAUCGGUUCU